AUGUCAGUCCUGGAUCUGAUCUGCUGCCUGGAGAAAGCUGCCAAAUAUAAUAACAUCAGGAAGAAGCUGAAGAAGGCAUCAGAGGGCCCCUUCAAAGGCACCCUAUUGUACACUGAAGACCAAGUUGUCUCCUGCAAUUUUAACAAUAACACCUGCUCUUCCACUUUCAGUGCUCGAGCUUGUUUUUCUCUCAAUGACCACUUGUCAAGUUUAUUUCCUGGUUGGGUCUCUGAGCAGCUAAAGCUGUGGCUUCAAUGUUCCUACCAGCUUAUCUUUUACCUUUGGUUUGAAAUUGAGAAAGACCAAUGUGCCUCGAUGGGGGAAAUUCCACCUACUAAGAUUGCUAGGUGGGGGAGGAGCAAAGGGAGAAAUGACCCCAGCUGGCACUGGCUUGCCCGAGAGUAUGUCUGGUUCUUGAUUCCGUACAUGAUCUGUGACUUCUAUGCCAUGUACCUCUGUGAGUGGUACCGAACCAGAGACCAGAACCACAGACACUCCCUCACCACUUUUCGAAACUUCCUAAGUAAAAACCACCUCAUGGUCAUGCACCACACAGUCAUCCUGUUUGUCCUUGUGCCAGUUUCACAGAGGCUUAGGGGAGACCUUGGAGACUUCUUUGUUGGCUGCAUCUUCAUGGCAAAACUGAGCACUCCGUUUGUGUUACUGGGCAGAGUCCUGAUUCAGCUAAAGCAGCAGCACACCCUUCUGUACAAAGUGAACGGAAUCCUCAUGCUGACCACCUUCCUUUCCUGUCGGAUCCUCCUCUUCCCUUUCAUGUACAGGUCUUAUGGCCAACAGCAGGGACUCAGCCCACUCUGAGUGCCAUUCAGCAUCCCUUACUGCAAUGUGGCCAAUGCCUUCCUCAUUGCUCCCCAGAUCUACUGGUUCUCUCUGCUGUGCAAGAAAGCAACCCGGCUCUUUGACACCGCCCCAGCCAAAAAGGAUGGCUAA
Molecule: messenger RNA, 951 nt
Organism: Canis lupus familiaris (dog)
Lineage: Eukaryota; Metazoa; Chordata; Mammalia; Carnivora; Canidae
Product: TLC domain-containing protein 3A-like
Biological process (GO): lipid homeostasis
Cellular component (GO): membrane; endoplasmic reticulum
Molecular function (GO): oxidoreductase activity, acting on the aldehyde or oxo group of donors, NAD or NADP as acceptor
Source: RefSeq, a predicted model, not a curated record